GCGGGGACGAGGUUUAACGGCGGCCGCCUCCGAGGCGGGAGGAGAUCUGAGAGGGCGGUGGUGGGGCGAGGGGAGCCCGCGGAGCGCGCCAGCGGCGCAGCCGGUAUAGCGGAGGGUGCCCGGGGCGGCAGCAAACUGCAGGGCAAGAUGCAGAAGAGCGUGCGGUACAACGAGGGGCAUGCCCUGUACCUGGCGCUGCUGGCCCGAAAGGAGGGCACCAAGAGGGGCUACCUGAGCAAGAAGACGGCGGAGACCAACCGCUGGCACGAGAAGUGGUUCGCCCUCUACCAAAACGUGCUCUUCUACUUCGAAGGAGAGCAGAGCGCCCGGCCCGCCGGCAUGUACAUGCUGGAGGGUUGCAACUGCGAGCGGGUGCCGGCUCCCAAGGGAUGCGUCGCCGUCAGCGCCAAGGAUGCUGCGUUGGAUAAGCAGCAUUACUUUACUGUUCUUUUUGGCCAUGAAGGGCAGAAGCCGCUGGAGCUGCGUUGUGACGAUGAAGCUGAUGGAGAUGAGUGGGUAGAAGCUAUUCACCAAGCUAGUUAUUCAGAUAUUCUGAUUGAAAGGGAGGUGUUAAUGCAGAAGUACAUUCAUCUUGUCCAGAUUGUAGAGACUGAAAAGAUUGCAGCUAAUCAGCUUCGACAUCAGCUUGAAGAUCAAGACACAGAAAUUGAAAGACUUAAAUCUGAGAUUGUAGCUCUCAACAAAACAAAAGAAAGAAUGCGGCCUUAUCAAGGCAACCAGGAAGAUGAGAACCCAGACAUUAAAAAAAUUAAAAAGGUCCAGAGCUUUAUGCGGGGGUGGUUAUGUAGAAGAAAAUGGAAAACUAUUGUCCAAGAUUAUAUUUGCUCUCCCCAUGCAGAAAGCAUGAGAAAAAGGAAUCAGAUUGUUUUUAACAUGGUGGAGGCUGAAUCUGAAUAUGUACAUCAACUUUAUGUUCUUGUGAACUGUUUUCUGCGGCCCUUAAGAAUGGCUGCAAGUUCAAAGAAGCCACCUAUCAGUCACGAUGAUGUUAGUAGCAUUUUCCUCAACAGUGAAACUAUCAUGUUUCUUCAUGAGAUAUUUCACCAAGGGUUAAAAGCAAGAAUAGCAAACUGGCCUACCUUAAUCCUAGCUGAUCUAUUUGACAUUCUACUGCCAAUGCUGAACAUAUAUCAAGAAUUUGUUCGGAAUCAUCAAUAUAGUCUACAAGUACUGGCAAACUGUAAGCAAAACAGAGAUUUUGACAAACUCUUGAAGCAAUAUGAAGCCAACCCAGCAUGUGAGGGGCGAAUGCUGGAAACUUUCCUUACUUACCCCAUGUUUCAGAUUCCUAGGUAUAUUAUAUCACUUCAUGAACUACUGGCUCACACACCUCAUGAACAUGUUGAGAGAAAAAGCCUUGAAUUUGCUAAAUCUAAACUAGAAGAACUUUCAAGGGUGAUGCAUGAUGAAGUGAGCGACACAGAAAACAUCCGGAAGAAUCUAGCCAUAGAAAGAACAAUAGUAGAAGGCUGUGAUAUAUUACUAGAUACCAGUCAAACCUUUAUACGCCAAGGUUCCCUUAUUCAAGUCCCUUCAGUUGAAAGGGGAAAACUUAGUAAAGUUCGUCUGGGAUCAUUAUCUUUGAAGAAAGAAGGAGAAAGGCAGUGCUUCUUAUUUACAAAACAUUUUUUAAUUUGUACAAGAAGUUCAGGAGGAAAACUGCAUCUUCUCAAGACAGGAGGUGUUCUGUCUUUAAUAGAGUGCACACUGAUCGAGGAGACAGAAGCAAGUGAUGAUGAUUCAAAAAGUUCUGGACAAGUGUUUGGACACCUAGAUUUCAAGCUUGUAGUUGAACCUACAGAUGCUCCUUCUUUUACUGUUGUCCUUUUAGCCCCAUCACGACAGGAGAAAGCUGCAUGGACAAGUGACAUAAGUCAGUGCAUUGAUAAUAUAAGGUGCAAUGGUUUAAUGACCAUAGUGUUUGAAGAAAACUCUAAGGUCACGGUGCCACAUAUGAUCAAAUCUGAUGCUCGUCUUCAUAGAGAUGACAUUGAUAUCUGCUUCAGCAAAACACUGAAUUCCUGCAAAGUACCCCAAAUCCGUUACGCAAGCGUUGAGCGCCUUUUGGAGCGUCUAACAGACCUGCGAUUUCUAAGCAUUGAUUUUCUGAAUACUUUCCUACAUACUUACCGCAUAUUUACUACUGCAGCUGUGGUGUUGGAAAAACUUUCAGACAUAUACAGACGGCCCUUUACUUCUAUUCCUGUCAGGUCUCUGGAGUUGUUCUUUGUUACUAAUCAAAACAAUAGAGGAGAGUACCUGGCCGAUGGGAAGUCGCCACAUCUCUGUCGCAAGUUUUCUUCUCCUCCUCCCUUGUCGCUCUCCAGAACAUCCUCACCUGUCAGAGCCCGAAAACUGUCACUGACCUCACCACUGAAUUCACGGAUUGGUGCCCUUGACCUCUCUGCUUCAUCUAUGGCAAGCAGUCCUACCUCAACCUACAGCCCGGCCACCUCCCCACCACCGUCAGGUAGCAAAGUACCACUGGACCUUAGCAGAGGGCCCUCCUCUCCUGAGCAAAGCCCUGGCUCCAUAGAGGACAGCCUGGAGAACCCUCGUGUUGACCUCUGUAACAAGUUGAGGAGAAGCAUUCGAAGAGCAGCAGUUCUAGAGUCUGUGUCAGUGGAUCGGACAAUUCCUGAAAGCACCUCAGCAGUGGACACCGCAGAGCUUUCCCCGUGUAGAUCCCCUUCGACACCACGUCAUCUCCGCUAUCGUCAGCCAGGAGUCCAAACUGCUGACAACACCCACUGUUCGGUCUCUCCUGCUUCUGCUUUUGCCAUUGCUACAGCUGCAGCAGGACAUGGGAGUCCACCAGGAUUUAACAAUUCUGAACGCAUGUGCGACAAAGAGUUUAUAAUACGCAGAGCGGCCACAAAUCGCGUCCUUAAUGUCUUGCGCCAUUGGGUCUCCAAGCAUUCUCAGGAUUUUGAGCUGAACAAUGAACUGAAAAUGAAUGUGUUAAAUUUGCUGGAAGAAGUUUUGAGAGACCCUGACCUUUUGCCACAAGAAAGAAAAGCUACUGCAAAUAUACUGAGGACUCUUUCACAAGAUGAUCAAGAUGAUACCCACUUAAAAAUAGAGAAUAUCAUUCAGAUGUCAGAUUGCCCAAAACCAGAGUGCUUUGAGACUUUGUCAGCCAUGGAGCUUGCAGAGCAAAUAACUCUUCUAGAUCAUAUAGUUUUCCGAAGCAUACCCUAUGAAGAGUUUCUUGGGCAGGGCUGGAUGAAAAUGGAUAAAAAUGAGAGAACGCCCUAUAUUAUGAAAACUAGUCAACAUUUUAAUGAUAUGAGUAACCUUGUUGCCUCCCAAAUCAUGAAUUAUGCUGAUGUUAGCUCCCGUGCUAACUCAAUUGAAAAGUGGGUAGCAGUAGCUGAUAUUUGUCGAUGUAUGCACAAUUACAAUGGUGUGUUAGAAAUCACCUCAGCCUUGAACAGAAGUGCAAUCUACAGACUUAAGAAAACUUGGGGUAAAGUAUCCAAACAGACAAAAGCUCUCAUGGACAAGCUUCAGAAGACUGUAUCAUCUGAAGGAAGAUUUAAAAACCUUAGAGAAAUGCUCAAAAAUUGUAACCCACCUGCCGUUCCCUACCUUGGAAUGUACCUAACAGACCUGGCAUUUAUUGAAGAAGGAACACCAAACUUCACUGAGGAAGGCCUUGUAAAUUUUUCCAAAAUGAGAAUGAUCUCGCAUAUUAUCAGGGAAAUACGCCAGUUCCAGCAGACAUCCUACCGCAUAGAGCAUCAGCAGAAGGUCACUCACUAUUUACUUGACAAGACUCUCAUCAUAGAUGAAGACACCCUAUAUGAGCUUUCCCUAAAGAUUGAACCCAGACUCCCUGCCUGAAGAGCCAGCUUUGCCUCAGGCUCUGCAGAAAGCUUUAGUACAAUGAACAAAAUAGUGUAUGUUAUGUCCUAAAGACAAGGGAAAUACUGAGAAGAAUACAAGCUCUCUUUUCCAAUAAGAGAUACAGAGCCUCACAGCAUUUCCCUCUCAGGCAAUGAAAAUGAGCACUGAGGUGGAAGACAAAGAUACUUCCUACCUGGAUUAAUGGAUUGCUGCUUCACAAAGAUAAUGUUUUGCAGCAGGGACUAUGCAUUUAAUGGAAAAUAGGAGACCUCCCUGUCAAUGGGUACUAACUGUAGCCAUCUUAAGUGACUAAUUAAUGGUACAUAUUUAAAGGUUAGUAAUAUACUCAGGUAUAUUAAGAUAAAUGAGAAAAAUGAGAUAGCUGUGAUAUGGU
This is a messenger RNA of Pezoporus flaviventris, 4264 nucleotides long. RefSeq names its product Ras protein specific guanine nucleotide releasing factor 2 (gene RASGRF2). The record is from RefSeq and is a predicted model, not a curated record. The transcript is spliced from 27 exons. Gene Ontology annotation, molecular function: guanyl-nucleotide exchange factor activity; protein binding. NCBI's taxonomy places the organism in Eukaryota, Metazoa, Chordata, Aves, Psittaciformes, Psittacidae. The coding region runs from base 148 to 3867 and encodes 1239 amino acids. Gene Ontology annotation, cellular component: plasma membrane. Gene Ontology annotation, biological process: positive regulation of GTPase activity; Ras protein signal transduction.